UCUGUGUGUUGCAUUCUAACCAUUAUAGCCUAAUAUUGCAUCCAGGGGGAAACCCCGGCGGCCAUUGGGCAUCUUGACAUCACAUGGACCCGAGGUCACGUGGUCCGCGAGGCUGAGGGAGGCGAGGGGGAGGAGAAAAGUGGGGUGGGAUGAUUUUUGUAUGUGUAAAUCUAGACAGUAAUGCCCCGCCGAUAAUUCACGGUGCCUCGUAUAAAGUCGACAUUAAAUCGCCCCGGGCCUACAAAUCACCGGCGCCAAAUUAUGAGUUCACUUGACUUCGCCAACGCGCUGUUUUCCAAAUACCAGCAAGCCGCUGCGAGCUGCUCCGCUCUGCUCUUCACAGAUUCUCCAAAUUCUCCCUUCCCGACUUCCUCUGCUGCUCCUGCCGUGUCUUCUUCGUGCGCCCUCGUGUCCAGCGGAUAUCACCUCCAUGUCUCCAGUGGGAGAGGCGGCGGAGAGCUCCCUCUCCCUCCCUCCUCCUUUUCUUCAUCUCAUUCCUCCUCCUCGUUCCCCCCCUCCCCUUCUUCCUCAUCGUUCUGUGUGUCUCUUUCGGGACUGAACCGGAGCAGCGGGAGUGUGGAGCCCAGCGCUCAGCCUUUUAUUCCCGCUGAAGUGCGCACAAGAGGGGCUUUUAGCGCGCCAGGAGCCGGGCCGCUGAGGUCCUCCCUGCAGGGAUGCGCCGCAGAGCGGUUCCCCGAUCGGCCUCAGCUGCUGAGCAGGCUCCCUGAGCCGGCCUGCAGGAGGCAGACUUGCCCGGAACAGCAGCAGCAGCGGCGGCAGUUAAACGAAGAGGAGCUGCGGAUUUACCCCUGGAUGAAAAGCUCAGGUGCCGAGAGAAGGCGCGGGCGGCAGACGUACACGCGCCACCAGACGCUCGAGCUGGAGAAGGAGUUCCACUACAACCGGUACCUCACGCGGCGGCGGCGGGUAGAGGUAGCGCAUGCGCUCUGCCUCACGGAGCGGCAGAUCAAGAUCUGGUUCCAGAACCGGAGGAUGAAGUGGAAAAAGGACAACAGGCUGACUGAGAGCGGCUCCCCAACAGCACCGCUACCGCCCGCGGAGGAGGAGGAGGAGGAAGAAGAGGAGGAGGAGGAGUGAUAACAAUGACUACUGGACACUUUAACAUAUCCUAACACUUUUUUUUUUAACUCUUAUUUCUCGAAUUAAAUCUCUAACUAUUAAGGUGACGAAAUAAAAAAAAGGUGAUAUUUUCUGUUUGAUGAGCAAUUUAUGCGUAGGGGAGACCGGGGAAAGUUGUAACAUUUUUGACAUUUCUGUGUGUAUCUUGGAGCUCUUUUAAGCCAGUGCGUUCAAAAUGUGAUACAAACUAAUUACAUAUGUCAGCUAUUAAAUGGCGUAGCUGUUAUCUCUCCUACCCAAACUCAAAACGCAAGGUUUGCUUUACAGUUACUAAAAUAUAUUGAAACAUAUUGCUCCUGAUAUAACGUGUGGAGUUCUUCUCAAAGGUCCCAUACUGUUGCACCACAGGAGAAGCUUCUGUCGUAGAUGAGGGCUGGAGAUCCAUAUACUGUAGCAUGUCUUAUGUUAUGGGGACGCUUCACUUAUCUGAUCUGCAGCAAAAAAAGGGACAACAUACUUGAUGGUGAGUGAACCAGCAGAACUUAUGAUUUCUGUGAAUACAAAGCCGAGCAUUAGUGUUAGAAAUGGCUCCAGUGUAGCAGAUGGAAGUGGCGUCAUUCAGUUAUUAGAAUAUCAUACUCAGCCUGCUCCAUUCAUCACUGUCACUACAGAGCUGUGGCCAGAAAUGCAGCAGAACCCACCCACCAACAAAACUCAGCACAAAAGCAUUCACAAAAUAUGUUCUUUGUAUUAUUUACUGAUUGAAUUAUAUAUUUUAUGUAAAUCUCAUCUAUUAGUGAUUAGUGUUUCUAAAUGGUAUGUAAUUCUGGUGACAAGUUUCAAAUGUUCCCUUUUCCUUUAUUUUGUUUUAUUCUUAGCCCUAUUAUUGAAGAGAUGACCUGCUCUGACUGUCACCAGUUUGCACCUGUGUUUUUGUGUGGCUUUGAUUCUGUCCCUAUUUGGUUAUAUUCAGUUAUAAGGCUGCUUACCCAUGGAUACACUGGGUACACUGAAAGUCCACUGAGUUCAAUAGAGGGAUACAGUUGAACCAAUAAGGUCCUGUCUGUUAUGUGUUUGCUUGUACAUGAAGUCUAGAUGUCUUGGAAUAAUGAUGUGCUCUUUUUUUUUUUAAAUAACUAUUGGUUGUGUUUUUCUGUAUUUGCACCUGUGUUUUCAUGUUGCCUGAGACAUACCGUACAUGUUCAGACUAUACAAUGUACUUGUAAAAAAUAAAAACGUCAACUGCAA
Molecule: messenger RNA, 2328 nt
Organism: Perca flavescens (yellow perch)
Lineage: Eukaryota; Metazoa; Chordata; Actinopteri; Perciformes; Percidae
Gene: hoxb7a
Product: homeobox B7a
Exons: 2
Coding region: 262-1098 (278 amino acids)
Biological process (GO): anterior/posterior pattern specification; regulation of transcription by RNA polymerase II
Cellular component (GO): nucleus
Molecular function (GO): DNA-binding transcription factor activity, RNA polymerase II-specific; RNA polymerase II cis-regulatory region sequence-specific DNA binding
Source: RefSeq, a predicted model, not a curated record